Messenger RNA from Erinaceus europaeus (western European hedgehog), 5115 nucleotides. It is a transcript of the gene MASP1, whose product is annotated as MBL associated serine protease 1. The coding region runs from base 341 to 2440 and encodes 699 amino acids. NCBI's taxonomy places the organism in Eukaryota, Metazoa, Chordata, Mammalia, Eulipotyphla, Erinaceidae. Gene Ontology annotation, cellular component: extracellular region; blood microparticle. Gene Ontology annotation, molecular function: calcium ion binding; serine-type endopeptidase activity. Gene Ontology annotation, biological process: complement activation; zymogen activation. The transcript has 16 exons. The record is from RefSeq and is a predicted model, not a curated record.
GGAGCCAGCCACAUGGAAUAAAGGAGGAGACUGGAGGAGCAGAUCUUUAAAAGAAGAAGACAGAUUCUGUUCUGUCAGGUUCCUCUGAGUAUGUGUAAGAGUAAGCCAGAGGAAAGAGAGCUUGGAGAGAGGGGAAGGCAGAGGGAGAGAGGGGGAGAGGGGAUCUGUUGCAGGCAGGGGAAGGCGUGACCUGAAUGGAGAAUGCCAGCCAAUUCCAGAGACACACAGGGACCUCAGAACAAAGAUAAGGCACUGCUGACACCACACGGGGGACGAGCUCACAGCCACCUCAGGCCCGGGGGACCAAGGCCUGGCAGCCAAGAGGACCCAAGACAGAAAAAUGAGGUGGCUCCUUCUCUGUUACACCCUGUGCUUCUCCUUCUUGAAGACUUCAGCCCACACUGUGGAACUGAACACUAUGUUUGGCCAGAUCCAGUCACCUGGCUAUCCAGACUCCUAUCCAAGUGACUCUGAAGUGACUUGGAAUAUCACUGUCCCGGAGGGAUUUCGAAUCAAGCUUUACUUCAUGCAUUUCAACUUGGAAUCCUCCUAUCUUUGUGAAUAUGAUUAUGUAAAGGUAGAAACUGAAGACCAGGUUCUAGCCACCUUCUGUGGCAGGGAGACUACGGACACAGAGCAGACCCCCGGUCAGGAAGUGGUCCUAUCCCCCAGCUCCUUCAUGUCUGUCACUUUCCGGUCAGAUUUCUCCAAUGAGGAGCGAUUUACGGGUUUUGAUGCCCACUACAUGGCUGUGGAUGUGGAUGAGUGCACGGAGCAGGAGGACGAAGAGCUGACCUGUGACCACUACUGCCACAACUACAUCGGUGGCUACUACUGCUCCUGCCGUUUUGGCUACAUCCUCCACACGGACAACAGGACCUGCCGAGUGGAAUGCAGUGACAACCUUUUCACACAGAGGACUGGUGUGAUCACCAGCCCUGACUUCCCCAACCCCUACCCCAAGAGCUCAGAAUGCUUUUACACCAUCAAGUUGGAGGAGGGCUUCAUAGUCAGCCUGCAGUUUGAGGACAUUUUUGACAUUGAGGACCAUCCUGAGGUGUCUUGCCCUUAUGACUACAUUAAGAUUACAGCUGGUUCAAAAGUGUUUGGACCCUUCUGUGGAGAGAAUGCCCCAGAGCCCAUCAACACUCAGAGCCACAAUGUCCAGAUCCUGUUCCGCAGUGACAACUCAGGCGAGAACCAAGGCUGGAGGCUCUCUUACACAGCGACAGGAAACGAGUGCCCAGAGCUACGGCCUCCCAUCUACGGGUCCAUCGAGCCCUUACAAGUCAAGUACUCCUUCAAAGACCAGGUGCUUGUCAGCUGUGACACAGGCUACAAAGUGCUAAAGGAUAACCUGGAAAUGGACACGUUCCAGAUCGAGUGUUUGAAGGAUGGGACGUGGAGCAGCAAGAUCCCCACCUGUAAAAUUACAGACUGUGGAAUCCCACCAGAGUUGGAACAUGGGCUAGUAACCUUCUCCUCCAGACACAACCUUACCACAUACCAGUCCGAGAUCAGAUAUACCUGCCAGCAGCCCUACUACAAGAUGCUUCAUAAUAUCACAGGUGUUUAUACCUGUUCAGCCCAAGGAGUCUGGAUGAAUGAAGUGCUGGGGAGAAGUCAACCCACCUGCUUGCCAGUGUGUGGGCUCCCCAGGAUCUCCAGGAAGCUGAUGGCCAGGAUCUUCAAUGGACGCCCGGUGCAGAAGGGCUCUGCCCCCUGGAUUGCCAUGCUGUCCCACCUGAAUGGUCGGCCCUUCUGUGGUGGCUCUCUUCUAGGUUCCAAAUGGGUCAUAACAGCAGCUCACUGUCUCCACCAAUCACUCGACCCAGAGGCCCCAACUCUACACAAUUCAGACCUGCUCAGUGCUUCUGAAUUCAAGGUCAUCAUGGGCAAACACUGGAGGAUCCGCUCAGAUGAUAAUGAACAGCAUCUCCUAGUCAAGCACAUCUUCCUCCACCCCCUUUAUGAUCCCAGGACAUUUGAGAAUGACGUGGCUCUGGUAGAGCUGCUGGACAGCCCGGAGCUGAACGACUUUGUGAUGCCUGUCUGUCUGCCUGAGGGGGCUUCGGAGCAAGGGUCCAUGGUCAUCGUUAGCGGCUGGGGGAAGCAGUUUUUGCAGAGGUUCCCAGAGACCCUCAUGGAGAUCGAAAUCCCGAUCGUUGAGCACGGUGUCUGCCAAGAGGCCUAUGCCUCCCUGAAGAGGAAGGUGACCAGGGACAUGAUCUGUGCGGGGGAGAAGGAAGGCGGCAAAGAUGCCUGUGCGGGUGACUCUGGCGGCCCCAUGGUGACCCUGGAUAAAGAGCGAGGGCAGUGGUACCUAGUGGGCACAGUGUCCUGGGGCGACGACUGUGGAAAGAAGAACCGCUAUGGAGUUUAUUCUUAUGUCUACCACAACAAAGACUGGAUUCAAAGGGUCACUGGAGUGAGGGCUUAGAUUCAGUGCCUCACUCCCCUCUCCCACCACCCUCCCUGAGUCAGUCAGCAGCAGAAGAUAAUUAUCUGAUGCAAGACACCCACCUCAUUCAGCCCAUGCACUACUGUUAGAUUCGGCCCUUUCAAAGAAGCAGAGCCACGGAGUGGUGAGAGAACACCAGAAAGAAGCCAGGUUCUGCCACUUAGGAACUUUGCAACACUGGUGAGGAGUCUCAGCCUUUGAACCUUUAUCCACCUGACCUACCUCAAAAAAAAAAAAAAAAGAGCCUGGUGAGAAUCAAAUUAUUGAUAGGUACUUAGCCCAGUACGGUGAUAGCACUUAACCCAGUACAGGCAAGGAAGAUGUCACUAAGUGUGACUUCUUAGCUGAAGUGUCUACCAGACAGGAAGUGACAUUCUCUUACAAAUCCUGGCUGAUGGGUGAUGCACUUUGCCCCCUCAACCUUGGACAUCUCCUUCAUCUUCUUCAUCUGCUCUCAACUGUUAUGUUUCUUUGCUACUAAGUACACUUCCCAACUCAAUCCCCAUACCCCCAAGUGAAUACAAAAUAAUAAUAAAAAUAAUAAAGCCUUUAGUCUAUGGCAUAACCCAUGUAAAUGUGAGCAAGACGCCACUUAUGAGUAGCAGAGAGGAAUGGAGACUAGGAAGGAGGGAGACAGGAAAGUCAGACACCAAGUUCUAGGUCUAGCUUUGCCCUCCAUGCUCCCCUCCCCCCAAAAAAAAACCCAAAAACUCUGCAAUUCCCUUUGCCUCAAUCCAGCCCUCCACCUAACUGGCAAAUUGGUGGACUAGUAAUAUUGUGUUUCCUUGAUAAGAUGACCUCAAGUCAAAGUAACCAAAAAGAAAAAAAAAACAAAAAACUACCUUAAACUCAACAGAGUUUUGAAGCAGAGAAAAUAUUGCUGCUGACACCCAGCCCUUACCACCAAACCCCAAUUCCCAAAGCCAAGUGCUAACCUUGAGAUUAGCCCUAAUUCCUUUGCAGAGCCCCUGUUCUAGGCCCUGCCCCAAGUUAAACAAGGUUGACCCAUGACUCAGGUCCCUCCACCUCUCCACCCCCAGCACCCAGUUCCUGGUCUAGCCAACCCCAAGCAGCCUCUCUGGCUCUUCACCCUGAAACCCAAAGCCAUUAAAUGCUUCCCCUGCAGACUGGCACAGAACACCACUGCCCCCUCCCCACAGCAGCUGCCCCUUUCAGGAAGCUCUCAGAGACCUCGUCCUCCCCACCUCUUGCAGACUUAAGACCAUCCAUCAGAGGACCAAAAGCCGGUAACACUUGCUUACUGUUGUAGCAAAACUGCGCACUGUGGAGGGCUUUAGUUCUCUAACUCUCAGCAGCUGUGAGACUCCUCCAGGGUCUUGCUGAAAGACAAUAAGGAGGAAUGAGGCGCCACAGAUACUAUGCCUUUAAGCUAAGCUCUCAGGGACAGCAAUCUAAAACUUGCCUCAGGCUCCAGGAGGCAGUCGUUCUACCUCUCUGUGUCCUGUUGUUUAGUCUGUACAGGGGAGCAGGAGGUGGGAUUUGCUUCCAUUUGUCAAAGGAGCUGGAACCUUAGCUGAACCAAAGAAGAACAAAACACCUCCAUUCCCACUCACCGGCGCUCCCUUUGCACCACCACCCCUCCCAUAAGCUAGGUUGUACUGUUAUUUUGGAAAUAACAGCACAACCUUCCACAGACUCCUCAAGAGAAAACUGACAAGCCCAUGAAAGACUGUCACAUAACCAAGUGAAUGCCACUAGGUGUUGUGGUUCAGAGCAUCGCGGAGUCAGAAUAAAGGUCACUCUGGUGUGGAACAUGGGAGGCAGGGUGGCAUCAGGAAACAGAGGAAAUAGCGUUGGUGGGGAGGCUUGAAGAGGAUGGACAUUCCCACGGGUAAGAUGGGGAAUUUUCCGCAUGGAUGGAGAAGCAAGGAUAAAUGUCUGUUCAGGCUUUCCUUAGACCACACCAGCUUCUCUCACUAAAACAACAAGAGCAAAAGACAAUGACUGGGAUGAGAACCAAUGUCCCAAGUCUUGCUUCUCAGUGGCAGACAACUAUAGGGCUUGAAGCAGCCUUGGGGUCUACAAAAGAGUACUGGCUUUUGUCUGGACCCAGUUUCUCCUCAAUUUCUACUUACUGCUUAGAACUUGGAGCCCUUGCCUCUUUCUGCCUUCGAACUACAGAUCACUCUUGAUCUACUACACACUCAUUAGCUUUUCCAGCUACCAUACCUCUCUGCUCAGCUGGAGGAAACCCAAACCUUUCAGGGUAAUAGAAACAGAGAACAGGGGUGUCUGUUGGGACCGUUAUGUACGGCCUUGUGAUUUCAUUCUUUACCGGGUCUAGAAAUAUAAAGUUCACUAUCUCUAAUUGGAGCCCAUUCCAACCUCGAAGUGUGCAAAAAGGUCUCUCUUGUAUGCAACUCAAAUCUGUCUCCUUUGAAUACAAUUUGUGGGCAGAGGGUAGAUAGUAUAAUGGUUAUGCAAACAGACUCUCAUGCCUGAGACUCCAAAGUCCCAGGUUCAGUCCCUUGCACCGAUUAAAAUAAAAUACAGAUUGUACAGCUAAAGAUGACAUUGUAUCCUAUGAAUGUUGCUAUUCAUAAUUACUAUCAUGCCUGAUUUUAUUGGGAGCAGAUAUUGUUUUUGUGGGUGACUACAUAUUUGUUCCAAUAAACAUCUGAAUUGAAUCAAAA